AUGUCCGAUCGAGAGUUCGGCUCCAACGAUGACCUGUCGCUUCCUAAAGCAACGGUCCAAAAAAUCAUUACCGAAAUUCUACCUCCCAGCAUGGGCCAGACCUUCUCCAAAGAUGCGCGCGAUCUGCUCAUGGAAUGUUGCGUCGAGUUCAUCACCUUGAUCUCAUCCGAGGCGAACGACAUUAGCGAAAAGGAAGCCAAGAAGACCAUCGCAUGCGAGCACGUUGAGAAGGCACUACGUGAUCUCGGCUUUGCAGACUACAUUCCCGAUGUACUUGCUGUUGCCGAGGAGCACAGGGAACAGUUGAAGUCACGAGAGAAGAAGCAGAGCAAGAUGGAGCAGAGUGGCCUGUCUGAGGAGGAGCUCCUUCGCCAACAGCAGGAGCUGUUCCGGUCUGCGACGGAGAAGUACAAUGCAGGCCCGGAAUAA
Penicillium daleae is the source of this 429-nucleotide messenger RNA. It is a transcript of the gene nctB, whose product is annotated as negative cofactor 2 transcription regulator complex subunit NCB2. The transcript is spliced from 4 exons. Lineage: Eukaryota; Fungi; Ascomycota; Eurotiomycetes; Eurotiales; Aspergillaceae. The coding region runs from base 1 to 429 and encodes 142 amino acids. Gene Ontology annotation, molecular function: general transcription initiation factor activity; core promoter sequence-specific DNA binding; protein heterodimerization activity. The record is from RefSeq and is a predicted model, not a curated record. Gene Ontology annotation, biological process: positive regulation of transcription by RNA polymerase II; negative regulation of transcription by RNA polymerase II; RNA polymerase II preinitiation complex assembly. Gene Ontology annotation, cellular component: negative cofactor 2 complex.